Coccinella septempunctata (seven-spotted ladybird) is the source of this 1057-nucleotide messenger RNA. RefSeq lists its product as uncharacterized. The transcript is spliced from 2 exons. Bases 162 to 533 code for a protein of 123 amino acids. Lineage: Eukaryota; Metazoa; Arthropoda; Insecta; Coleoptera; Coccinellidae. The record is from RefSeq and is a predicted model, not a curated record.
CGGUCUCAGAUUUUCCAGGAAGACUGGUCUGCAAUUGAUUACGAUUUACAGUUGAAAGUUCAGUAAUGUGUCCUGUGCAUGAUUUCGUUUCGUUGUAUAGACAAUAGGUUAAUAGGGACUUGUGUUUUUGUGUGUGUGCUCUAAAUGUUUUGAAUCGUAAUAUGUACAUUUUUUUGGUAUUCUUCAUGAUUUUCUCGCCGUCUCUGGAAGCUAGCAUAGUCAUAACAGUACCUCCAAAUGUUCAUGUUCCCACAAUGAAAAAUCCUUUUCCAUUCUACCAGGAAGAUGGAAUAAGGAUAGAGGAAGGUGAAGUUAAGCAACUGAUACAAAAGUGGUUACAGAAGAGGGCGCCUGCAAGAAAUCAUUAUCUGCAAGCGCAGGAACGUGUUGAUAUGAAAAAAAUUGAACCUAUCGUGAAAAGUGAUCUCAUGAAAAAAAUUUUGACCGUUUGCACCCAUGCAGUAGCGGACACAAAAGACAAUGCCGUAGCUAGUGUUUUCUCGUGUGUUUUACAAGGAUUCGAGAAGUACUAACAAAGGCGAACCUCUUUCAGAUCUAAUAGGGACCUGAGCUUUAGGAAAUAUUUGACAUGGACUCCAUCAGUUUUGAAAUCUCCUUGAUUCUUUCAUUUAAAACCUUGUUGAAAUUUUCGAAAAAUGUCCCCAAGCGAAAGUCAGAUUCUGAAACUGUGGAUACAGAACCUUUUGUAUAACUUUCAUAACUUUCAAUGUGGAGACAAAUAUGCAAAGAUGUGCUCGUGCCAUUAUCAAGGAUUCGGUAACUUUUUCACGACAACUUUUUAGAUUAUUUUAUCACUCAUAAUAUGAGAGAUACAGAAUUAUAUUAUAAUUCUGUAUUUAUAUCAGAAAGAGUUCCUUAUAGCACAUAUCUUUCGAUACUUAAAUAGGUUAAUUGACAAGAUACUAGAGUUUACUUAUGUAGUUUUUCAUUUCUAAUUAUUUAUUUCAUUCGGAAUCAUUUAUUUCUGUGAUAAAGUUUUGGUAGCACAUACGUUGACGGAUUUUUAUAAAAAUGAAAAUAAUACCUUCUUGACUUU